Molecule: messenger RNA, 3742 nt
Organism: Anneissia japonica
Lineage: Eukaryota; Metazoa; Echinodermata; Crinoidea; Comatulida; Comatulidae
Product: lactoperoxidase-like
Exons: 18
Coding region: 61-2964 (967 amino acids)
Biological process (GO): response to oxidative stress
Molecular function (GO): heme binding; peroxidase activity
Source: RefSeq, a predicted model, not a curated record
UUCACUAGGAAAGCUUGCAGUAAGCUUGCGUAAAGCUUCCUGUAAUACAAGAGCACCUCCAUGAAAAACUACUCCACAGAUACUCUUACUACCAUGCAGUCUGUGUACAUAGUAAGUGUCUGUGUUUAUAUUCUGGCUAUAUCGUUAUCAAUUAGCGGAUCUCAAUUCACUAAAUUGCUUCAAUGGGACAGAUGGUAUUGGAGACCUCUGUGCCCAGCUGCAGGAAUUGAUAAAGUGCAUAAUGACUGCCCGCCAUCGUCGAGGCAGUAUCGAGCCAUUGACGGAUCCUGCAACAAUGAUUUCAAAAUUAACUGGGGGAAGACAAAUACGCCAUUGGAAAGGAUGAGCCCUGCCAACUUCUCAGACGGUCGUUCCAUCCCGCGCGUGUCACACGACGGUUCUCCUCUACCUAAUCCGCGCCAAAUAAGCUUGCUGAUGAUGGCUGAAGACGAUAAUAAGUAUCACAAAUUAAAUAAAGGUCUGACGUCAUUUGUGAUGGACUUUGGUCAAUUUUUGAUUCAUGAUAUCAGCCAUUCACCGGUAGAAGCCGAUUUGUGUAGGAACUGCUCAACCAGUAACACUUGCCUCGUAAUACCAGUAGCUGAAAAUGAUCCGAGUUUUUCAGACUGUAUUCGAUUCAGACGAUCGAAACAUGGACCAUCAAAAGACUGCGAAGAGCAACCAUGGCAACCGCUGAACACAAUCACGUCAUUCAUUGAUAUGUCUCAUGUGUAUGGCAAUAAUGAUUUCAGAGCUAACGAACUUCGUGACAGGUCUCAUGGUACGUUGAUGAUACGAGGAUAUGUCAUAUUUUUGGGGAUGACAGUAAAUGGAGAGGAGGAAGCAGUUGAAGAUGAAAAAUGGACUAAGUUAAAGAGAGCUUUGGUUGAGGAAACAGAGGAUGCUUUGGCGAAUUCCCAUUCAUGGCUUUACUCUGGAGAUGAGCGGUCUCACAAGAGAACCGAACGCUCGCCGCAGUCACUGAAGCAGUUAUUUAGCCACACUUCAUCUGGUGGAGCUGGUGCUCUAGCAAAGAUAGCUAAAUUAACAGAGAAACAUGCAGAAAUCGCUAGAAGAAAUCUUGUCUCAAUCAACACACCGUUACUUCGACAACUGUGCGACGAAGUUGGAUUUGGCACUGAUAUAAUCGACUGUAGCGAAUUCCAAAAAUACAGGUCGAUAAAUGGUUCGUGUAACAAUCUAAUACAUGUGCACUGGGGACAGGCGAUGACAACAAUGCCGCGCUUUCUGCCACCAGAUUACGCUGACGAUGUAAAUGAUCCGCGUGAAGCGCCAUCAAACAGGAAACUUCCUAACCCACGUCUGGUUUCAUCAACUGUCGUCGAAGAGGAGGACAACUUCGCCAAGAAAUUCACCACACUGGUCAUGCAUUUCGGUCAGUUCCUGGACCAUGACAUUGGUCAUUCACCAGAGCCCGAAGAGGAGUGCCAUUGCGAGACUACUGAAAACUGCCUACCGAUUGAGAUCCCUAAGGACGAUACAUAUUUCACGACGGAGUGUAUUCCGUUUGCCCGAUCCGUCCCUGUUCCCGCCUCUGAUUGCCGGCCUGGGCCACGUCAACAACUCAACCAGGUAACAUCGUUUCUUGAUUUGUCGUCUGUUUACGGCUCGCUUGGAAACACCUCGAUGGGCUUACGGGUUCCAGACGAAAUUGCGUAUCUGAAGUCGCAUCCGAGUCCUCGAGGGCCACAAUAUAAAUCAUAUCUCCCACCUGAUCAUAAACUAGACCAGUGUGUCGGAGUAACUGCAGAUAUACAAUGCUCUGAGGCUGGCGAUUUGCGUACCUCCGAACAACCCGGCUUAACGGCAAUGCAUACCAUAUUUAUGAGACAACACAAUUCACUGGCCAGAACACUUAAACAUAUAAAUCGCCAUUGGAAGGACAACAAGGUCUUCCAAGAAGCAAGAUCAAUUAACUCUGCCAUUUGGCAGCGGAUUAUUUAUAAAGAGUUUCUACCAGUUAUCGUUGGACAACAAGCAAUGGUAGAAUAUAAUCUGGCUGUCAUGAAUGAUGGAUUUUUCUUCGGUUACAGUGGUGAAGUAAAUCCUUCGACAUCGAACGUUUUCUCUCAUGCUGCGUUCCGGUUUGGUCAUAGUCUGAUUCCAUCACAAUUCAAACGCGUUAACUCAAACUACGAAGAGGUUUACCCACCGAUUCCGCUGAAGGAAGCCUUCUUUAACGCAAGUCACUUGUUUGAUCAUAAAAACGGAGGGAUGGACGCGAUUGUUCUUGGUAUGCUUUCAGAUUCACUUUCAAAAGUUGACACACAUAUAGAUGAUGAUGUCACCAAACAUUUGUUUGCAAAUCCGGCAGGAAGCAUUGGUUUGGAUCUAGUGGCACUAAAUAUACAAAGAGGGCGUGAUCAUGGUCUACCAGGCUACAACGAGUGGCGUCAUUUUUGCGGACUUCGUAGAGCAAGAUAUUUCGAAGAUCUUAGGCGUGAGAUGAGCAUAAUCAAUAUCAAUCAAUUACGCAAAGUCUACGAGCACGUAGAUGACAUUGAUCCAUUCAUUGCUCUUAUAUCUGAAACACCUGUGGAGGGCGCUCUUGUGGGCAAGACACUUGGCUGUAUACUUGGCAAACAAUUUGCUAAUUUGAAGUUUGGAGAUCGGUUUUGGUUCGAAAAUGGAAUUGGAAGACAGGCUUUUACUGCUGAUCAACUGGGUGAGAUUCGAAAAAUGACCAUGGCUCGUGUGUUAUGUGAGAAUGUUGAUGACAUACAGACGGUCCAACCACGAGCAUUUGAGGUAGCUGAUGAAGACAUAACGUCACACGAAACUACAGGUUAUGUCUCACACGGUUCCAACAAGCGAGUGUCGUGCCAUGACUACGGAACUAUACCCAAUAUCAGACUUCACCAUUGGAUUGAAUAUAAUGAACCUUCAGAUGAACUGUAUCAUAAAGCGUCGGACCUCCGUAGCAAUGGUUUCUUAUGGAAAUAAGUGCAACGCUAAACUGUUUAAUAUGUGUUUAGAAAUGAACAAAUCGCUUAAUAUCAAAUCUCGAUGUGCAAUGUGUUGAUAGCUAACUGAAAAUUCGUUUGUAAUUUCUUCUAAUAGAAUGUUCAGGUACUUCACUGUACAAACGAAAUUUAAAUGUGUAUAUUAUUACUUUGUAUUGAUGCCGUUUAUAAUGUAAGAUGGCGAUUUGAAAGAUUAACUGUCCGGGUAAACUCUCUCAAGCUGCCUUCACAUCGUUUCAAAUGUCCGUUAAAUAUAAGGAGGCGGAAUCGGAACAUAAUUGCCUUUUAACCAAUUCAAGUUAAUAAUGAUUAAUUUACCUCUAUACAAAUUCCUUACAAAAAAACUUAUGGUCUUACAAAAUGCUUAAUGGUCUUACCGGAUCAUGCCACACGACAUCCUAUCCAAAAACGUCAGUGGCCUAUCAUUAAAAUAGAUAGAUUUGUACUAUUCACUUUUUUAUUUCAUCAUAUCGAUUGUUAAGGAGCUUCUGCCGAUUAUAAAGAUUAUAAGAUGUCGCAAAACUUGCGGUCACUGUAGCGUCACCGCUAAAUAAAGGGUUAAAAAACUAUGGCCUAGUACUAGUUUUAUUUCUGAGUGUUUUUCUAUUCGAAACUAUUAUUUAGUAGUACUGUAAUACAAUUCUCUCCAUACAUGUGCCUUAUUAUUGUGGUUAAUGUUCAAAGCAUGACGUACGAUGUAGUCAUUUCUAUAUCCGAUAACAUAAUAACAAUGAUAAUAAAUUAAUUAAAUCAAAUGA